Capsicum annuum is the source of this 1635-nucleotide messenger RNA. RefSeq names its product alkane hydroxylase MAH1-like. Gene Ontology annotation, molecular function: heme binding; oxidoreductase activity, acting on paired donors, with incorporation or reduction of molecular oxygen; iron ion binding. The record is from RefSeq and is a predicted model, not a curated record. NCBI's taxonomy places the organism in Eukaryota, Viridiplantae, Streptophyta, Magnoliopsida, Solanales, Solanaceae. The coding region runs from base 24 to 1568 and encodes 514 amino acids. The transcript has a single exon.
UAACUCCACCACCAUUUAAAGAAAUGGAUGUCCUUGAAUAUCCUCUUUCUUUCUUGAUUAUCAUCAUGUGUUUUACUUAUUUUGCAUGGUGGAGCCUUAGUAAUAAAUGGUGGAAAUCAAGCUCAGUGCCAAUAAAUUGGCCUGUUGUUGGCAUGUUGCCUGGGCUUAUUCGAAAUGCUCAUCGUAUCCAUGAAUUUACAACUGAUAUACUUGUAGAAUACAAGGGCACUUUUAUGUUCCAUGGUCCUGUAUUUGCCAACUUGAACAUGUUAAAUACUAGUGAUCCUGCAAAUAUCCAUCAUAUCCUUAGUAGAAAUUUCUCAAAUUAUCAAAAGGGUCCUGAAUUCCGUAAAAUUUUUGAUAUUUUGGGGAAUGGGAUAUUCAAUGUUGAUUAUGAGUUAUGGGAGAUUCAUAGGAAGAUCACAAUGUCCUUAUUGGGACAUGCCAAGUUUCAAAAAUUGUUGGAGAGGAACAUGUGGGAGGUGAUUGAUAACUCGCUACGACCAACUUUUGAAGUGUUUGCUGAACAAGGCACUGUGUUUGAUUUGCAAGACAUUUUUCAUAGAUUUGGUUUUGAUGUUAUCAGCAAAUUGUUACUCGACCAUGAUCCGAAAAGUUUGUCUCUUGAUUUACCUCAUGUGCCUUGUGAAAAGGCGUUCACCGAUGCUUCAGAUGCACUUCUGUACAGACAUAUCUUGCCAGAAGGCUGUUGGAAAUUGCUAAAAUGGCUUCAAAUUGGCACAGAAAAGAAGCUCAGUCGAGCAUGGGAAGCUUUUGAUCAGUACUUAUAUCCAUGCAUUUCACGUAAGCUAGAAAAGUUGAUGAACAAAACAAGGAAAGACGAGGACCUCGAUGUGUUCACUUCCUAUAUUGAAGCAUACAACCAAUGGAAAGAUGGAGAUUUGGGUACUUUGCAAACAUUUCUAAGGGACACUUUCUUGAGUUUGAUAUUUGCUGGUAGAGACACCUCAAGUACAGCUCUCACUUGGUUUUUUUGGAUGUUAUCUAAAAAUCCCUUAGUAGAGAAAAGGAUUAGGCAAGAGAUUCAACAACAAUUGCACCUUAAAGAAGAUGAAAAUCUCAAGUUUUUCAAAGUAGAAGAAACAAGAAAACUAGUCUAUCUACAUGGUGCUUUGUGUGAAACCCUAAGGUUCUUUCCACCAGUUUCUAUAGAGGAAAAAAUUCCACUUGAAUAUGAUAUUCUUCCGAGCGGUCAUCGUGUUAGUCCAAACAUGAAAAUUAUCCUAUCAUUUUAUACAAUGGGGAGAAUGGAGAGUAUAUGGGGUAAAGAUUGUUUAGAAUUCAAGCCAGAGAGAUGGAUUUCUCAACGAGGAGGGAUCAAACACGAGUCAUCUUUCAAAUUCCCAGUGUUUAAUGCAGGUCCAAGGACUUGUAUAGGGAAGGAAAUGACGUUCACUCAGAUGAAAUUAUUGGCAGCUACCAUCAUAUACAAUUACCAAAUCCAAGUGGAAGAUCAAAUAAUUUCUCCAAGUUCUUCUAUUGUCAUGCAAAUGAAACAUGGUCUGAAAGUUAGGCUUGUCAAAAGGGCGACUCUUAUGUCCAAAUGAAAGUUUACAACAUGUCCUCCUCCUUAGAAAUAAUUAAGCAAAGUGAUAAUUGAGUCAUCUUUGUUAC